AUGGAGUACCUCUCUAACCUGGACCCCAGCGGCCUGCUCAGGUCAGUAUCCAACAUGAGCGCCGAUUUGGGCCGAAAGGUCUGGACCUCGGCUCCACCACCCCAGCGACCUUUCCGAGUCUGUGAUCACAAGCGGACCACCCGGAAAGGCCUGACAGCCGCUACCCGUCAGGAACUGCUAGACAAGGCUCUGGAGGCCCUGGCGCUGAGUGGAGCGCUCACACUGGUGCUGGAGGAAGACGGGACCACCGUGGAGAGCGAGGACUUCUUCCAGCUGUUGGAGGAUGACGCGUGCCUGAUGGUGCUGGAGUUGGGACAGAGCUGGAGCCCCCGCAGGAGUGGGGUGCUGUCGUGUGGCCUGGGCCGGGAGAAGCCCAAGCACAGCAAGGACAUCGCCCGCAUCACCUUCGACGUAUACAAGCAGAGCCCUCGAGAUCUCUUCGGCAGCCUGAAUAUCAAAGCCACGUUUUACGGGCUCUACUCCAUGAGCUGUGACAUUCAAGGACUCGGCCCAAAGAAAAUACUCAGGGAGCUCCUCCGAUGGGCCUCCUCACUGCUGCAAGGCCUGGGCCAUAUGCUGCUGGGGAUUUCCUCCACCCUUCGUCGUGCAGUAGAAGGGACUGAGCAGUGGCAGCGGCAGGGUCGCCUUAAACCCUACUGA
Messenger RNA from Budorcas taxicolor (takin), 660 nucleotides. RefSeq names its product cell death inducing DFFA like effector b (gene CIDEB). Lineage: Eukaryota; Metazoa; Chordata; Mammalia; Artiodactyla; Bovidae. The record is from RefSeq and is a predicted model, not a curated record. Gene Ontology annotation, biological process: regulation of apoptotic process; apoptotic process. The transcript has 5 exons. The coding region runs from base 1 to 660 and encodes 219 amino acids.